GUAUGAAUUUCAGGUUUUUAUUGUAGUAGGUAUGUGGAAGCUGGCCAUCUUCCUCCUAGGCAGCAGCUGUCUUCCCAAGAAGGCCAGUGUAUUUUAGUUUUACACAUCUCUUUUUUAUUUUUCUAAUUUGGUACUGAUUUUGAUCUUUUCUCUAAUAAUGAUGGCUGAUUAAGAAAUCACUCUCUAUAUCAGUAAACAGUCCUCAUCAUUUAGGACAUAUUUUUGAUGAUUUAUUUGCCAUUUGCUUUAUCUAACAUUCAUAAUAUUAUCUAAUAUUCAUGAUAUAUAAAUGUAGGGCUUCUAUAUAGGUUACAGUUCUUUGGCCUCUCAUGUUUUCCAGCCUUCUUUGGCUGUCUUUCACAUGCUCACCCUUGCAUGAACAUCACUGAAUAUUAAAGAGUAUAUUCAUCUGAUUUAGAGAACAUUUUAGAGUUGUUUCUAUAAUUUUCCUACUUUUUAAAAAAUUCUCUAGCUAUCUUCUUAAUACAUAAACUGCAUGGUGGCAAUGAUGGUGAUGGCAGCCUUUUUCUUAUAUUCUCCUAUGAGCACUGCAAUGUAAGAUGACCAAGUAGCUCAAGAAAUUAUGUUUCUGGUUGUCUCCGAUUACAAUAAAACUAGCUCUACCAAUUUCUUUACUUGCCUUUCCAAGGGGAACCUCUGUAUCAUCUUUUCCAUAUAGCUUCAACUUCCUUAUAUCUUCUGGUUUUAUUUAUAGGGAAAGCGUUAAUGUGAUAUGAUUGAGUUUGUCUAGUCAUAUGUUGACUCCAGAUUUGAAUCCUGCUUCAAACACUUAGUUGCUUUAUGAUCAUGAGCAAUUCACCUGAUCUCUCCAACCCUCUAUUUCCUCAUCUGUAAAACCUUGAUAAUAAUCCAUGUACUACCUAUCUCACAAGGGUGCUUGGUGCUUUACAAACAGCCUGAUGUAAUUUAGAUCCCAUGUUUACAGUCAACAGCUGAGCUUAGAGAAGGUCCACUUUCUGCCAGUUAUGGUUCUGAAGUUCUUAAGGAAGUCAGCAAGAGAAGUUUGGUGGGAUUGACUACUAGUGAUUGAGAUGCCUUAUUUUUAAAGGAGAUUGCUUUUGAAUCUUGUUUGUGAGCAGCCUAAGGCUGCACGCAGAGUGAACUGGCAGCAUCUGUUUGUGAGGGAAAUUGAGACAGUUUUGUUGAUAUACACAGUGUUGUACCUUAGCAACCAAAUCUGCAUAGUGUCCAAGAAUUGAACGUUCCGACUAUAAGCAACUGAUCACUACCCAUCUUUGAGUGCCCUGCUAGAGGUGGAGAAAGUGAAACAAAGAAAGAACCCCUUAGUUCCUGGUGAGGAGUUAUUGGCAAACUGGGGGUUGACCAGAAUGGUCACCUAUCUUUACAGCUACAGAAAACACAGUAUCUACAGCUGGGACAGAGCCGAGGCCAGUACUAUGGAGGGUCCCUGCCCAAUGUGAAUCAGAUUGGGAGCAGCUCCAUGGACAUGCCCUUCCAGCGCAGCGGAAUUCUUGGAGAGACCUUGGGAGCAGCUCCUGUCUCUUUGACUCCUUUUCAGUCAUCGGGCCUGGAUACCAGCCGGACAACUCGGCAUCAUGGUCUAGUGGACAGAGUUUAUCGGGACCGCAACCGCCUUGGGUCUCCUCACAGGCGCCCCUUGUCAGUGGAUAAACAUGGACGGCAGGUGGACAGCUGUCCAUAUGGGACCGUCUAUCUGUCACCUCCAUCAGAUACAAGCUGGAGAAGGACCAAUUCUGACUCUGCCUUACACCAGAGCACCAUGACACCCACUCAACAAGACUCCUUUGCAGGGGGCUCCCAAGACAUCCAGCAGAAAAGAGUCUUAUUAUUGACAGUUCCAGGAAUGGAGGAAACCACCUCUGAGACAGACAAAAACCUCUCUAAACAAGUGUGGGACUCAAAAAAGACAGGGUCAUCAAGGCCCAAGUCCUGUGAAGUCCCAGGAAUCAACAUCUUCCCAUCUGCUGACCAGGAAAACACUACAACCCUAAUUCCUGCUACCCAUAACACAGGGGGCUCCCUCCCUGACCUGACGAAUAUCCAUUUCCCUUCACCUCUCCCAACCCCUCUGGACCCGGAAGAGUCCACAUUUCCAGCCCUGAGUAGCUCCAACAGCACCGGCAACCUGGCAACCAACCUGACCCACCUGGGCAUCGGCACUGCCAAUCAGGGCAUGUCGGCAACUCAAGGUUCCUCACAGCAGCACCGUCAGUCAGCUGUCAGCCCCCUCUCCCUGAACGCGGAGUCAAGACGGCAGCAGACCCAGCAGAUGUCUCCUACGCUCUCCCCUCUGUCGCCAAUCACUCAGGCUGUGGCUAUGGAUGCCCUGUCCCUGGAGCAGCAGCUCCCAUACUCCUUUUUCACUCAAGCAAGUUCCCAGCAGCCUCCACCGCCACCCCAGCAGCAACAACAGCAGCAGCCCCAGCCGCAGCAACCCCAGUCCCAGGUGCCAAGCAGCCUCUCCCAGACCACCCCCUUAAUGCCGAGCUCUGGUUUACAGCGGGGGCCACCACUACCCCCUCUCUCAGUCACAGUACCAUCUACUAUCCCCCAGUCCCCUCCAGGAAACCAGGCCCAGCCGUCGAUGGGAAUAGACAUCGCCUCGGGUUCACUCCAGCAGUACCGCAGUAAUGCUGGCUCCCCAGCCAACCAGUCUCCCACCUCUCCUGUCUCCAAUCAAGGCUUCUCUCCUGGCAGCUCCCCUCAACACUCUUCUGUCCUGGGCAGCGUCUUUGGGGACUCCUUUUAUGAUCAGCAGAUGACAGCGAGGCAGGCUAAUGCCCUGUCCCAUCAGCUGGAACAGUUUAAUAUGAUUGAAAACGCUAUCAGCUCUAACAGCCUGUACAGCCCCUGCUCCACACUUAACUACUCACAGGCUGCCAUGAUGGGACUGACAGGGAGUCACAGCAGCCUUCAAGACUCACAACAGCUAAACUAUUCAAGCCACGGAAAUAUCCCCAACAUCAUCCUUACAGUGACAGGAGAGUCUCCUCCCAGUUUAUCAAAAGAACUGACCAGCACUUUGGCAGGAGUUGGCGACGUCAGUUUUGAUUCCGAUUCCCAGUUCCCCCUGGACGAACUCAAAAUUGACCCUUUAACCCUAGAUGGACUUCACAUGCUCAAUGAUCCUGACAUGGUCCUCACUGACCCUGCCACAGAGGACACUUUCCGAAUGGACCGGCUGUAGGGCGUGGACAUCCAUGAGCCUAGGAACGUGCCACCUUCCUGGUGUCCAGCCGAACUGAAUACAGCCCUCGGGUCAGUGGUGUCAGAUUCCACGGUUCCUGAGAGCAGUCGCUCUGCCCCAUUCAAUUGAGUAAAGCUUGUUGUUCUAAGCUUGCAGUGCUGCCACCCCCUCAUCCCUUCACCCCCAGCCUCACCCCCUGGUGCCAUCUUGGACCCUUUGGUUCAGUCUACUCGUUGCCAUUGAAUGAGUUUGGAUCCCGCAUCCGCCUUCCCGCCCAAGUCCCAGCGUGAGGUUGUGAAUUUGUUCUUGCACUAGGAGGGGGGUGUAUGUGGUCACCAACAUGAAGCAGCGUGACCACAGCCUGAGCAGUCUCUCUCUGUAAGAUACCAAAACCAUUGGCCGGCGUCCAUGUGCUCCUCAAGUUGCCAUUUCUGCUCUUGUCCCCUCCCUCCCUCCCUCCUUCCCUUUUUCCCUCCCUUCCUCUCCUGCCUCCAGGCUCUCAGUCUCCAGGCUGAUACUCUGGGGCUACUUUCAGACCCAGAGGUGGAGAGCAGCAGAGCUCUGGGGGUUCUGCCUCCCUGACUGCUUGGUUACAGCCGCUUCAUAAUGUAAUGGCGCUUCUAAAUGUGUGGGUAUGCCUUGUGCGUUUUCUGAUUUGUUUCCUCACUGGUUCAGCCCUCACUGCCUUUUCUCAAACCCUUGGUGAAACCAUGUUCUCUGGGACACAGGGAGCAACAGCCAAAGCAGGCACCCCACCCCCAAGAGUGCUUUGUUGGAUGGUCACUUCCUUCCCCAACCCCACUCCCAAGAGAAAGAGAGAGAGGAAGAGAGGGCAUAAAAAGGCAAAAAGAAACACUAUUUUGAGAGAUUUCUUUUUAUAUUUCUGAGCACACAAAAAGUACUAUAAUUCAUUACCUGGUGAAAAUGAAGGAGAGAACAGAAGAUUUAAAGCAGCUACAAUGGCUUCUGUGGCCAAUGUUAGACUCAGUCGUUUUCCUUUUCCUCAUUCCUCUUCCCUGCCCUCCAUCCCUACUGACACCCCCACUCUCACCCCCAUGCUAUCCCUGCCAAGACUUUCCAGUCUACCCUGUUUGUACAGUUCCUGGGCAGGAAUGGAGGGGGUCUCUUUCCUGUGAGGAGUCCAAGGAAAGGUGGGACAUUUUUGGACUUAUUUUUUAUUAUUGUUCAUUACCUGUUAUGUGUUCUCAGUUAACUUUACAUACUGUUAUUUAAGGAAUUUGUGAUUUUUUUUUCUGUUUUUGUUUUGUUUUGUAUUUAAGUAUUUGGAUAGUUGAGAUGUAACCAAACUCCAUGGAGCCAAUGAUGCUCUGUAUGAUGUCUGUACAGUGCAUCCACUUGUGUUUUUAUUCCCAGAAUGAUAUGCAGUAAUAAUUAUAUUUUUAAACCAACUGGAAUUUUAAGCAACUCUCAUCCAGAAACAAUCACAUCUAAGUCUGAAUCUAAAUAAAGAAUGCUACCUUUUCAGUGUCUCUGAAUAAGUGGUCAGGCCAGCUUAUAACUGCAGAAAAUGGCAAGUUAAUCAGGGCCCUGUCAGGCAGGGGGCUUUCUGACAGUCUCCUCAGAGGCCUGCCCCACUGGGCUUUAGUGAAGUCAUCAGUGAAGAUGGUCAACAGAAGUCCUAGAGUGGAAUCUGGCUGAAGGACCCUACAGAGAAUCCUAGACUCCCACAUGUGGUGGUGGGGGCUUAGAAAUCUCUGGCUUUCUGAGAAAUUCACCUUUCUUGUCCUGGACUGGACCUCUUGGGCAGGUAGUCUGCUGAAGCUUAUGGAGCCCUUCUCAGGAUCAUGUUUUUAAACACAGAAAAUAUAUGAGAUUAUAAAGGAAAUAAAUUUUAUUGAAAUAGAGUUAGCAAAAUAUUUUUAGAAAACAAAUUCACUGACACCAGGUUAAGAGCCUCUGAUCUAGUCUGACAUUCCCCACCCCCAAAUCUACAAAGAAGGAAACUGAGGCCUGGAAGGUCAGGGAUUUCCUUGAAGGUUCCACAAAAAAUCAUGACCACAGCUAGAAACCAGGACUUCUGUUUCUGGGUCAAUUGCUCUUCCCUCUGCACCAUGCAAAUUCCCAGCCUCCCAUAAGUUCCUGUGAAACCUCCAUGUAGACUUGGGGCUUGCCAGACCAGGCAGGUUAUGGAGGAUUAUGAAAAUUCUUGAGCCUUUGAGGUUUUGUUUUGUUUUUAACUGUUUACCAAGGAUCCCAAAGCCCUGUGUCAUGAAAAGUUUGAUGGUUUAGGUAGGUUUGUCUUCAUUCAACAGUCUUUGCCAUGACAGGACUUGACAGAUGAUGACUUCUUCCCCUAGUCCCUGAUCUCUUCAUAUGAAUUAUAUUAUUUUUAGCUAGUUGGUAGUAAAUACUCAUGAAGGGAAUGCACAGAAGGCAGCUCAUUCAGAUAUAAUAUACCACCUCCCCCAAAUAAAAAAGCCUUUUAACUUUUCUCAUGGAAGAGUUAGUUUUGUGUUUCCUCCCUACCUGUUCCCCACCCUUCCCCAUACUGCUGACCAAAAUGCCAUAGGGGCACUUACUGUCAAAUUCUACUCUUUUUCCUUCGAGGAGUACUCCUUGCUCCACCUCUUUUUAGAAUGAUCUGGGAGCGUCCAGGCAGAAUAGCCCUCUAAAGCAACACUUUGGGGAGACCAAGAAAGCCAUGAGUUAUAGCUAGAUUUCUGUGUGCUUCAAGAAACCCAGGGGAAGCUGGUCACAACCCUGAGACCAGAGCUCUUUUAACCAUACCUCUGUCCAUGCUGGGCACAACCUUCAUUCUCCAUGCUUCUGGGCUAUUUUUCUAACCAUUUGCACUUAAGAUGACAUGAAGGGUUGGGGGGGAGGGUGAUUCUUGUUUUAGAAUAUGAACUUCCAAAACAUGAAUUUCCCCCCUCCUUUCUCUCCUAAAGAACUGGGGUGACGGGUGGGGAGGGCCCUUUGUCUCCUCCAUUUAAGGCUCAAGAAAAUCUUGCCCCAUGCGGCCAUGCUCCAGGCAUCUGCUUGUUUUCCUCUGCUAAUGCUGUGUUUAUUUUUUCUUUUCUCCACUUCUACCUCCCUUAUCCCCCCUCCCCCCAAAAUGAUCAUUUCCAAUGGAAGAGGCAUACACCCAUAAGAGCUUGAGUUACUUUCAUAAAGACGAUCACAGUCCUUUCCUUCAGAACAGCCAAAGGUAUUGUGCAAAUUUUCUGUGCUUCCUGCAAGUUUCGUUGCUCUCUGAUAGUUCUGUUUGUUCAUUUACUCGGUGUCCCCGCCCAGUCGGGCUAGCCAAACCUCGUGCACGAAAAAUGCUUGUUUGUGAGACGUUAUUUUUUUAAACCACUGUCUCUUAAUGAAGCAUCCAGUUUGGAAGGCAUUUGUCUGUUCAAUUCACUAACCAGAUUGUGUUGUGGAUAGUUUUUUACAGGGACAUGAUGUUGCUAAACGCUACCUUGGAGAACAUGGUCUUUUUUUAAAAAACAAAAACAAAAAAACAAAAGACAAAACUACAUGUAUAUAAGAGAGUUUGUUUAUUAUUAGACUUGUAAGUAGAACUUUUAAAAAAAUGGCCUUAAUAAAAUAACCCAUCUGGAUGCAAUUCUCAGACAAGGCAUUGGGGACCAUCUAAUUUAGCCAAUAUCUAUCUGUCUCUCUGUCUUUCUCUCUGUCUUUCUCUCUCUGUGUUUGGUCCCUUUCUGGAGGUGCGUGAUGUGGAAGGGGAUGACAGGCAUAGACAGGAGUCUCUUGUCUCCAGUCCCAAAGAGAGAGAGAUAGCCUGCUACUUGUAUUAACCCUUUGAGAAGCUGAAUGGCACACUGGGCCCCAUCUUGGUAACACCCUGAAGAUAUGAGAUUGUGCUGCCAGAAUAUCCCAUAUCCUCCAUCACUGGGGCUAUGGGUGAGACCAAGAGGGUGAGACUUGAAUGGUUUGAUCAAAUGAGUUUUUUUCCUCUUUGUCAAUCACCACAUAAGCUUUUGUAUUUAAAAGUCUCUUUGGAAAAUUUAUGGUUUGGGAGCAGUUUGGGGGCCCUUCCUUGACUGGGCACUUGGAGUCCAGAUGAAUGGGAAGAGGGUCAUAAAAAGAAGUAGCACCAGGGACUGGGAUGGAGGGUUAGGGAAUAGGGUUCAAUUUUUAGCCACCAAAGAAAUGCCAGUGGGCCUCUGCUCACAGAACCUUGGCUACUAAUAAGAAGGGAAUUAUUUGAGUGGAGAAAUAUGUAACAAUUUGGCUUUGAUUUUGGUGCUGAGGACAUUUGAAUAGUGAGUCUCCCAGGGCAUUCAUUCUCUCAGUCUCAAAGGGUUAAUUCUCCCCCGGUUGCCCUACCAGUGGCUCUCUAGGAGGUUUUUCUAACAUUCUCCCCAAGAAAGAUUGUUGUUGUGUUUGCCAAUCUUUUUCGCAAAAAAGCAACCAGCCAAUGGAAACUGCAUUCUCAUCAUGUAGAAAAUACUGUGACUUCAAAGAAACCCUGUAGAUUUUGCUAUUUAUUGCCGUUUGGGAAUCUUGGGGGUGGGUGGGGGUGUUGUUUUGCAUCAUGUAUAUAGUACUGAUGUCUGCAUUCUCUGUAAAUCUGGAUCGACACCGGCUGACUUUUGUGCCGCCUGCAUGAGACCUGCAUGGGACUGGAGGCAGCAGCAGGACACAUGUGUCUCAGGGCUGCGCCCGCAUGUUAAUGAGCUCAUGACCAGUGUCCUGUACUGCUCAAAACCUUUUCCUGGACAGAGGGAACUCCUGUGACAAAAAGCUUUUUUGAAACUCCUCCUGUAGAGAGAAUGGGAACUGCUAUGGCUCCUGUACUCUUAAGCCAUAGAAUCUCAGAACAUUUGAGAUGGCAGGACCCUUAGGAUAUAGAUCAUCAGAGUUGGGAAGGCUCUUAGAGCACAGAAUGUCAGUGCUGGGAAGGUCCUUAGAACAUGGAAUGUCAGAGCUGGGAGGACUCUUAGAAUAGAGAAUGUCAGAGCCGGGAGGACCUUCAGAACCCCAAAUGUCAGAGCUGGGAGGAAUUUCAGGUUUAGAAUUAACAGGGAAGUACCUUAGUGAUCACCUAGUGACUAGAUUCUAGUCCAACCCCCUUAUCUUAUAAAGGAAGAAACUGAGGUCCAGAAGAAGGGGAUGAUUUACCCAAGGUUAAGCCUCUUAAAUAGUAGCAUCGUCAGAACUAGAACACAAGGACUGUUCUUCCCUAAGUCCACCCUCUUUGACAUAGUUUUUUUUUAAGUGUUUUUCUUUCUUAAAUGAAAUCAACAAAAUCAAUAACUCCCUCUCCCUUCCCCAGUCAAAAAUUAAGAGCACCUGAACCCAGGCUUCUUGGAUGAGGCUAAGGUGGUUAUCGAGGCACUGAGAAGCCUUCAUUUUUGUGAGGUCCCCAGGGCACAAGAUUUUUUUCUUCUCCUGAUAUUAGCUCCUAAGUUCCCUCCAGAAGGCUAGACCACAUGGUGCAUCUCUAACACAGCUCUCCUAGGAGCACAGGAUAACAAAAUGGCCACAGUAUUUGGAAGCCCUGUUGACCACUCUUCAUUGUCCCUGUACCAUUUGGGAUACAGUAGAAAUAAGCCUGAUGAAUGCUAUCCCCUCCUGCUCCUUACCCCCACUCCAGGUUUCUUAUAUUCAACCUAUCAAGCUGUUGAUUUCCAGAAUCUUUUGGCUUAUAUAUUUCCUACUCUGGAUUCCAUAUAUUAUGGGGAUCCUCCCCACCUGCAGGAGCACUCUUGGACCAUUGAAGUAUUCCCUUAAAAUACACCCUAUCCCAAACAAACAAUCUCUGGACUCUUUCUUGCUAGUUUUAUAUCAGGGUCUUGAGCUACUCUGAGGAGGGAAGAAGAAGGGUGGCAAAGCAUUCGUUCCCCAAGAAACAUUGAACUCUUUGCCUCAUCCUUGUUAGUGAAUCCACAAAUGCCGAAUCCCCAACGUUUCUGUUACCCCUUUCCUGUUGAAUGCUGCUCAUUAAGGACACAGAUGUUUGUUUUUUCUAGGGCCCCAUACUAUAGGGAACACGGAGGUGACUGACUAAGGUGUCUUUCCCUCUGGGAGCUAAGAAGCCAGUGGGAAGAUUGUUCUAUAGGCAGGACCAGCCCCUUCCUUCCUUUGGAUCUGCUUUUUGUACUCCACAGGAAUGAGAAAAGCAGCCAAGUCAGAGAGGUGGGAGGGACAAUGGGGUACUCAGCAUUUCAUCAAAUGCUUGACUGUUGUCUCAGUGGAAGGUUAGCUGGACAGGUCUCCCUCCCAUAUAAGGACAUGGCAGUGGUCAUCUACAGGGUCCUGUGGGCUCAAGGACAGUAGAGUAGGCAGUAACCCUGUGGGUAGUUACUACAUUAUUUUGAAUCACUCUCACUUUGUAAGUAAGGAAUUAGAGAGACAGAGUGCUUGUGACUUGCUCAUGGUCACACACACAGCUAAUAAAUGUUGGAGCUAGGGUUUGAAUCUAGGUCUCUUUACUCUAAAUCUAGGUCAUACAGGGUAGACCAUGACCUUUUUGACUGUAUCUAGUCCAUGUUGGUUUUGGGUAGGGCAGGGGUGAAACAAGGGCCUGACUUGGAGUUCUGUCAGAGAUAUCUCCAUUGGGGCCAUUUGCUUCCUCUGGUUGGAAUUAGACUUGUUGUGUUUGAUCUCAGAGACCAGAAUUGGACCAGUGAGGGGGAAAUCACAAGGAAAUGGGGAGAGCGUCCUAAGAAUUGAAGCUAUUACACAAUGGAAUUGACUAUCUCCAGAUUUAGUGAAUUCUCUGGACCUUAAAAACGUGCAGGCAGAAUUGGUAUGAGGAAGCACUUGUCCCAGACGUUAUACCUUUGAUCUUUGAGGACUCUUGCAGCUAGGGAAUUCUGUAGUCUCUAUGAGAGUUGGGUCGACUUCAUCCUGGAGGAGAUACCCAGAUAACCAGGGAGGGGAAGAAUUUUAGGGAAAUCAUCAGAAUCAGAAGGCCUAGCUCAUUUGGGUUGGGGCUGGACUGUGGAGUGUGAGGAGGUCCUUCAUUUCCUUUUCCCUGUCUCUUCUUUCCACAUGCUCUGUAGAGAUAAGAUGAUAGUAUGGAAAGGAAAUGAGGUUUAGAUAGGCCAGAUUCAUGCCAGGUUCAGCUCCCAACUGUGAACACAAGGAUGGUACCAGAGCUCUAUCUGUAAAACAAGGAUGUGGGCCUGGGUCAGGAAUUCUUAACCUUCUUUGUGUCUUAGGCUUUUUUUUUUAAUGCAUAAAAUAAAAAAUAAAUCAGAAGAUUACAAAGGAAACCAUUUAUAUUGAAAUACAAUCCCCAAAAUAUUUUAGAACAGAUUCGUGAACCCCAGGCAAAGAACCCCUGAACUACAUGCUCCCUAAGGCUCCUUCCAUCUUUAAAUCCUAUGGUCCUGUGGAAGAGAGAACUGGCUGUGGGGCAGUUUAGUGGCUUAGGGGAUUGAGAGGCAGGCCUAGAGACAGAAGGUCCUGGGUUCAAAUCUGGUAUCAGGCACUUCCUAGCUGUGUGACUGUACCAGUCACUUAAUCUUCAUUGCCUAACCCGUACCACUCUUCUGCCUUGGAACUAAUACUUAGUAUCAAUUCUUAAGACAGAAGGUUAAGAGAGAGAGGAGGGUUGGAGAGGGGACUGGCCAGCAAAAUGACUGAAUACCCUUUCCCAAGAAAGCUCCCUUGUCAGGUAGUAGAGAGCUGUGCCUCUGCCCUGCCCUGCCCUGCCAUGGUAGGGUAUGGAGAAUGCCACAUGUGCCACAGAAUACCCACGUGGCUAUGAGUGUGUCAUUCAAAGUCUCCAAGCCUCCGUUUUCUCACCUGUGAAGUGAGGCAAAUGGAGAUGACCAUCACAGAUUUAAACCGAAGAUCUUCCUGUGGUUUUUCUUCUUCCUUCUACCCUUGCUAAAGUUAGACCCUAAGGAGGUCCAUCUUGAUCUCCUCUAUAUCAAGGUCAGACAGCUACUCUCACCUGCAUUCAGGAUUUCUAUCUAUGGAAAAAGAAUCUUGGAAUCUGGAUAUCCCGGGCCCAGAUCAGAGAGGAGAAAGAGAAGUGCGUGGGAAAGAGAAAACUUUCCUUUGCCAAAGCAGCCAACACGGGGCUACUGAGGCCUGUUUGGUUUGAAUCCCAGCUCUGUUACUUCCUGACUUCAGUGAGUCAUGUCCUCUCUCUAAGCCUCAGUUUCCUCAUGUGUUAAAUGGGGGAGUUGGAUUAUAGAUAUCUGAAAGGCUCUUCUGCAUCUGCAUCUCAUUAAUAAAGUAUCCCCAAUAUAUUCUGGUGAAUUGCCCUUGGAAAAAAAGAGACACCCCAACACCACCACCACCUCGGAUGCUUUCGAGGCUUCUUGUGGCCUUCUUGAGGUUUGGCCAUUCUCCCUGGAGUCCAAGGAGACUAGUUCAGCCUAUUGACUGGCACUGCUCUCCUCUGUCCUCUGUCUCAACACUUCUUCCCGGGAGGCAGUUGAGUGAAAAAGUCUGAUGUAAACCAUGAUACGAGGUCCUGAGUGCACAGUAGAUACUGUCAAGCCAUUUUCGUGAGUUAGGAGGAGCUUCUUUGGCAUUGUUUUUUGCUGGUCUCGGAUAGUUUAGGCUUCUUUCUUCAACAGGGAAGACUACUGGCUGCCCCUUAGAGCUGCAAAGACACUGGCCACACCCUAUCUCCCAUCCUGAAAGUGAAGCUGAGUUGAGGGACCGGGGAUGGCUUUGCCCAUCUCUGAGGCCCCCUCCUCCAGGCUCUCUCAUGCCUUAGAUACUGUGACUAUUGCUGCAGGAAGCAGCUGGCAUUGUGGCUGCCAGCCCCUCUCCCCCUGCCCUCCCUUUGCCUUAUUUGCAGGGACUUUGCCCAGCCCUCCCUUUUGCUCCUCUGGCAAAGGGGGUACAAAUGAUGUUGUGUCUGGCUGGCUGUGGGUGGCUCAGGUGCUGCUGCCACCUCCCACCUCUCAGGAGCGCAUCUCCUCAUUGAAGGGGCAAGAAGGAGACCAGAGUCUGUAGGCAGCUGCUCCAGGCCAGGAGACUAGGUGUUGUUGAAGGCCUGCCCUUAGCAGCCAGUCUUAAAUGGGCUGGUUGUGAUCGCGCGCCGGGCCACAGCAUCCCGUAUCCCAGGGCUUCGGAGCUGGACGACACUUCAGAGGUGAUCUCAUCCUGUAGAGAGGAGUUGAGACCCGGGGAAAGAAGGCCACCUGCCCAAGCUCGUUCAGAUCCCAAGUCCCAGAGCCAGAGUUUGAUCUGUGCUCCCCUCGGCCCUUCCUACAUGAGGAUAAGUCGAGCUCCUUUUGUGCCCCAGGAGGCGAUGAAGCUUGCUUCCUUAGCAGGGCCUGGCUUAACAUGUGGGAACGGGCAUGUCCUCAGUCCUUGCACCUCAACCACAGAGAGCGGCAGCCCUUAUUCUCCUUCCCCAUCCCCACCCUCACCCCCGGCCACCCUUUGAGCUCGCCCAACGCUCGUAUCCCCCGUUGUGGGAGACGUCUCCCAUUGCCCUCCUGCUCUGCGAUCCCAGCACCCUGGCAUGAUCUGCUGUCAGCAUCUGCCCAUGAAGCUCUGCUGAGCAGAGCUGGGCUUCCUGCCUGAGGGAUCUCCCAGGACUGCCAUCCAUCUAGUGGCAGCUCCCAGAAUUUCAGUCCUAGCACCUAAGAGGAAAUGUUGGGCUGGCCUCCUCAACCCAAAUUAAUUUACAGAUCAGCUAGGCCAGCCUUCCCUGGCUUACAAGCAGAAAUGAAGAAAUAACUAAGCCCGGAUCACUCUGCAGGCCGGUGGUCAAGAGCAGGACCCUCCUGACUCACCUGGCCAGAGGCCCUUCCAGGGCCUUGGCUAUAGCCUCUGUGUCACAGGGCACCUGGGCGUGGGCUGGCCUGGCACAAGUGCCCAGGUUCUCAUGAGGAGAGGAGAGAUAGCCCAUGUGGAGAUGGAAACUCAAGGAAGGCAGCAUGGUGAGGUGGGAGGAACCUUGGGCUUAGAGUCAGGAGUCCUGAAUUCUGUUCUGACACUACUUAGAGCCUCAUUAGGUAACUCUGGGAAAGUCUCUUCCUCCUUGUGACCUCAGUUUCUUCAACUAUAAAAAUAGAGGGUUGUGUUUGCCAGUGUUUAACGUGUCUGACAUUCUAGAAUGCUAAGCCUCCUGAGAGGAAGCCCUAGAUUUUUAGGGGGAUGCCGUCUGCCCAUCUGCUAGCUUGCAUGGUCCCCAAGCCUCGUGGCACUCAUUCCACCUCCAGGGAUGGAAGUCCUUUCUGCCUGAUAUCUACCCUUUGCUCGGAGGAAUUCAUGGCCAGGCAGAGAAACAAAGUUCUGGUGAAUCCACAAAUUGGAGAAUCAGCCCCCAAAGGAUAGUUAGAUGUAUUUUUCUCCGCUCCCCUUCCUCCAUCUCCUCACCUCAGUUGGUCCUAAGUGCCCAGAGCUCAGAGGACCUAGGGACUAAGCCCCUUCCCUGCUCCCUUGCUAGAAAUUGGGGGCUGGUUCUCCCCAUUUUGCCAAGGGAACAACUGAGACCCACCCAGUCAGUGGCAGGAACUUAGACUGGGCAAAAGGGAGAAUACAUAGGUAGAAUCCCAGAGUCCUAAGCCACAAUACCUUGCCCCCAACCCUUUGUCAUACUGUUGUUAGGUAAGGGGCCAGCCUUUGCCCACAAAGGAAUUAAGGUGGUACACAGCUGGGCCCUUGGGCCCAAGGAGUUUUGGAAACAAAGAAAAUUGAGACUCAUAGGGCAGGAGCCCUGGAGGUCUCAUGAGGAGACCCCAGCUCAGUCCGGCAAAAGGAGUACAUGAGGGGGGCUUUCCUCUCUUUGUUCUUGGAGCCUAGAGGCUUCCCAAGGGCAGGGCUUCAUGCCCCAGUUCCCUGGAGCUGCUGGUCAGGCCUUAAAUACUCCUCCUCCUCAGCCCUUGUGGCCACAUCCAGAGAAACGGGGCUGGUUGGUCUAAUCACCCUAACCACUUCCAAACCCCUCACCCUAUUGGGAAGGGCUCCUUCAGGUGCUGACCUUGCCUCUCUCCAAUCCUAGGGCCAUCCUGGCUUGAGCAGGGAGGCCUCAUUUUCAUCCAGCCUGGCUGACUGGAGGGGCAGGGGAUGGGUCAGUGUCGGCGCAUGGCCCUGCCUUUGCUUCCUGGGGACGGGAGCAGGAGGGCGAACUCCGAAUGAGGCCAAGCUCCCCCCCAGGCUGGGUGAGUGGUUGAUGACCCAGCUUCUCUGUUGGAGUCCAUCCCCAGGAGUCCUGAGCCCCUGAUUGCCUCUAGCCAGCAAACAGGAAAAGGAGUCUGGGGGAGGAAUGAGUGGGAUUGAGAAAUGGUGACAAGCUGCCUCCUGGAGGGUUCAGCAUCUUGUCUGUGCCCCUGAGGACUUGUGUCUGGUCUCACUGAUAUAUGCAAACCCCUUCUGUCCACCGUCUGCACCCUCCGGCCCCCGGGCUCCAGAGGCUUCUGGGCUCUGCUUUCUUGGUAGGUCGAGGUGGGAGUUUGGAGGUGGCCCCCAUUUGUGUCUGCACCCAGGCCAGGCUGCAGGCGCCCGGCCCUGCCUGGCCAGCCCAUCUGGACUGUACCCGGGCUCCCUGGCCCCAGCCCACUUCAGCCCUUUUCUCUUUUUCCUGUGGACGCUUUUGUCUUUGUAUCUUUGCAUUCUUUGUAAAGGAAAUGUAAUAAAAUUCAAAUGUUUUCGUC
Messenger RNA from Monodelphis domestica (gray short-tailed opossum), 14739 nucleotides. Lineage: Eukaryota; Metazoa; Chordata; Mammalia; Didelphimorphia; Didelphidae. The record is from RefSeq and is a predicted model, not a curated record.